AUGGAAGUCGACUAUGGUAUAACCCAAUAUCUUGGUGACCGUAGUAUCAGUGUACCAUGUGUCAUGAAAGAACUAUAUUCGGACUUCAUUGUACAGGAAAUUUUAGAAGACGAAACUGUCCUUCGCUUAGCCACUGCGUCAGAAGUUCGCAGUUACGUGAAGGAGGAAGAAGAGAAAGGCGUUGAUGAAGCUGUUGAUGUGCCCAGUAGCUUGAGCGCUGAGCAAGUGACAGCGCUCGAUGCUUUGGACAAGAACUCAAAGCCCUAUUUGAUACCCGUUGAAGGUUUGAGUAAAGAUGAUAGAAAAGCAAUCCACGACUUUGUACGAAUGCGAUAUCAGGGGAAGUUAGGCUCAGAAACGAGCGAGAAGGGCAUCGAGAUCAGUUACUGUGGAGUAAAUAGUAGGACAAGGAAGCGAAAGAGGUGGGCAAAAGAUUGUCCUAAUCACUGUUAUUUCACAUUGGCUAAGGAGAAUAAGGAUACUAGCUAUGCGCUCGGACUUAUUGCAAAGUUCCUCAAGUGA
Messenger RNA from Cylicostephanus goldi, 522 nucleotides. Lineage: Eukaryota; Metazoa; Nematoda; Chromadorea; Rhabditida; Strongylidae. The record is from the annotation of a GenBank genome assembly.